Messenger RNA from Asparagus officinalis (garden asparagus), 3710 nucleotides. RefSeq names its product ATP-dependent DNA helicase MER3 homolog. NCBI's taxonomy places the organism in Eukaryota, Viridiplantae, Streptophyta, Magnoliopsida, Asparagales, Asparagaceae. The transcript has 27 exons. Bases 143 to 3517 code for a protein of 1124 amino acids. Gene Ontology annotation, molecular function: nucleic acid binding; ATP binding. The record is from RefSeq and is a predicted model, not a curated record.
CAAAUCAAAAUUCUUCUACAUCUCUCUCUCUCUUGAUCACAAAAGUUUGCUUCGAAUUUUAAACGCUCUUCUAGUGAAGAAAACCCUAAACUAGAUCGGAGAGUUUGAAGGACGUUUUGAGCUCAGGUUGUGCUCGGAAAGAAUGGCAUCAUUUGUGGAUUCAUAUUCACUGAAAUCUGUAGCAGAAUUGCCCGCAGCUUUCCGCUCUGUGUUUUCUUUCAGGUAUUUUAAUUCCUUGCAGAGUGAAUGCUUUGCUGGAUGUUUCCUUUCCGACAUAAACAUGGUUGUGUCAGCUCCAACUAGCAGCGGUAAAACAGUGCUUUUUGAGCUCUGCAUUCUGAGACUUCUCUCAAGGUUUCUUUCCAGGGAGGGAAAAUUCAAUCAUAUGAAAGGAAUCCUGAAAACAAUCUACAUAGCUCCAUCAAAGGCCUUGGUACAGGAAAAGCUCCGUGACUGGGACAUGAAGCUUGGUUCAUUGGGAAUUGGCUGCUUAGAGAUGACAGGUGACAGUGAAUUUUCUAAUACAAAAAACAUACUGGAAGCAGAUAUCAUCUUAAGUACUCCUGAGAAGUUUGAUUCUAUGACCCGUCAUGGCGUAAGGGAUGGUGGCUUGAGCUUCUUUAGCGAUAUUGCACUUAUACUCAUUGAUGAAGUUCACCUGCUAAAUGACCCACGUGGAGCUGCUUUAGAGGCAGUGGUUAGCAGAAUAAAAAUGCUUUCUCAGAGCAAACAGAUGAGCUCUUGUCCUUUGGCAAGUGUUCGCUUUCUUGCCGUUUCCGCUACAAUUCCAAAUAUUGAUGACCUAGCGGAAUGGCUUCUGGUCCCACCCCAAGGGAUUAAAAGAUUUGGUGAAGAGAUGAGGCCAGUCAAGUUGACAACAAAAGUUUUUGGCUAUGCUCCAGCGAAGAAUGACUUUUUAUUUGAAAAGCGCCUUCAAGCUUUCAUAUUUGAUAUUCUCAUGCAGUAUUCAAAAGGAAAAUCUGCUCUAGUUUUCUGUUCAACCAGAAAAGGAGCACAAGAGGCAGCUCAACACCUUUCUCAGAUUGCAGCGAAUCUUGGAUACUCUAAUCCGUUUAUAAAAUCUAAACAACAACAGGAGAAACUAAAGGAAGCGUCUUUUUCUUGCAGCGACAAGCAAAAUCAAUCGUGCAUCUUGUAUGGUGUUGGUUAUCAUAACGGUGGGCUUUCUUUAAAGGAUCGGAACCUUAUCGAGGGUCUUUUCCUUAAGGGGGAGAUUCAGAUCCUCUGCACCACAAACACUCUUGCACAUGGGAUCAACCUACCGGCACACACAGUUGUGAUCAAAUCUACACAAUAUUUUAAUAAGGAGAAAGGGAUGUACUUGGAAUAUGAGCGGUCAAUGGUACUGCAGAUGUGUGGGAGAGCUGGUCGGCCACCAUUUGAUGAUACUGGGACAGUCAUUAUAAUGACGAGAAGAGAAACAAUUCAUUUGUAUGAAAAUCUCUUAAAUGGUUGUGAAAUGGUUGAAUCUCAGUUGUUGUCAUCUGCAAUGGAGCAUCUAAAUGCUGAGAUUGUUCAGCUUACGGUAUCUGACAUAAGCUUGGCAAUUGAAUGGCUGAAGUGUUCGUACUUGUAUGUGCGGAUAAAAAAGAAUCCUGAAAACUAUGGAAUAAAAAGAGGAAUUCCUUGUGAACUCCUAGAAAAGCACAUGCGAGAAAUAUGUGUUAGGAAAAUUAAUGAGCUAUCAGAAAAUGGAAUGAUCUGGACAGAUGAUGAUGGCUUCCUGUUAAAGCCAUUAGAACCUGGAAGAUUGAUGACAAAGUUUUACAUGAAAUUUGGCACAAUGAAAGAUAUUGUUAAAGCUCCUGAUGGUUGCACAUUGGAAGAUGCAUUACUUAUUGUUUGCCAUGCUGAGGAGAUUGCUUGGAUUCAGUUGAGACGUAAUGAGAAGAAACUUCUCAAUGACAUAAACUUGGAUAAAGAAGGCCGGUUGAGGUUUCAUGUCCUUGGUGAAAAGGGGAAAAGGAAAAAGCGCAUCCAGACAAGAGAGGAAAAGAUAUUUGUACUAGUGAAUGACUGCUUGACAGGGGAUCCUUCCGUUCAUGAUUUAUCACUCAACCAGGAUGUGAACUCCAUUUGCGUGAGUGGCUGUAGGAUUGCCAAAUGUUUUAUCUACAAAAAGAGUUACAAAGGAGCAUUAAACGCAACUCUUCUUGCCAAAUCUCUAUACCAGAGACUAUGGGAUGAUAGUCUUUAUUUGCUAAAACAACUUCCUGGCAUCGGAAUGGUCACUGCAAAGGCACUGCAUUCAGCAGGCAUUAAUUCAUUCAAAGCAAUGGAAGAAGCUGAUCCCAGAAGGAUAGAAAUAAUAACAGGUCGUAAGUAUCCAUUCGGGAACCAUAUCAAAGAAUCCCUACUAUCACUUCCUCCAAAGAUAGAGAUUCAAAUAGAGGAUGCUGAAUACAAAAGGCAAGGAAAGUCAAAGUUGGUAAUAACAUUAACUCGGUUAUCACAGUCAACUCUGCCAAGUAAACAGCAUUAUGCAGACAUGUUAGUAGGUUCAGAAGAAGAUAAUAAGAUCCUUUUCCAUGAGAAACUAAGAGCUGGAGAAUUCUCCAGCCCUUAUUCCGUGACAGUUCUCGCAUCAUGUCCUCAGUAUGGAAGGUUGACUGUGAAAGUAGAUCUUGUCUUUGAAGAGUACAUUGGUGUUGAUGUCCAUCAAAAGCAUGUAAUUACGUGGGAGGAUAAUUUCGUUAGGAGUCAAGCUCGUCAGAAUAAAGUUGUUGCAUCAGAUUACUCUAUUCCAGAAGAAAUUUUUGUUAGGGAAGUUGAUCAUAUCAACAACUCUCUGGGCACAUCUGGGAAACACUCUACUUUAAAGAGUUCUGAAAUCGCUCUGGCAUCAAUGCCUAGCUUUGACCUCCUAGACGAAGAAAACGGAGAAGAUCCGUCUGCGUCUGAGCCUGCAGACAUUGAUAGCAAGUCUGUGUCUGAACUGGAUGAAACUGAAAGCAGAUCUAAGGCCGCAGAUACAAUAUUUGACCAUAUUCGGAAGAAGUCUAAAAACUUUCCAACCCUAGUGACUUCGCGAGGCAUGGAUGCUUCUCAUCACCCCCUGAUCCUGACCAGAAAAUUUACAUCAAAGAAUCAGUGUACAUCUGAUGAAAGUGAUUUUUCCAAAGGAAGUGCUGUUAUUUUGAUAGACUCGGAACCGUCUGAAGCCUCCUCUCCCCUGGUAAUUGACAUUUUGAACUCUCCAGUAGAGGCAGCGAGACAAAGUGAUGAUGUCUCCAGAAGCUCAAGAAGUGUUGUAACAUCAGUGCAUUCUACGGAAGCUAAUGGCACUGUGAAUGGUGACUCAGACAAAAAAUGGCAAUCCUCCGGUCACUUGAUAAUAGAUGCGCAAGCUGUUGGAUGCAAAAGAUCAUAUCCAUUUGAAUCAUCAAGUCCAACUUUUGAUGUGCAAGGCGAAAAUCGAUGUUGUUUAGAAAAGCCACCAGAUCAUCAGAAGGAAGUGUCUUUCCUCGGGUUUAAGAGUGUCUUCUCAUUUCUUUGAUGUUGAGCAAGAGACAGUCUUGCUUCACUUGAUGAGUCUUUAGCAGAUUUUGAUCCACUACCAUAUGUUGUUGAGUUUUUGUUGCCAGUUCCUGUAAAUGAUAUGUAAAUAACUUUGAACUGCGCUAAGAUUUUGGUUGAUGGAUGCCACUGAUUUUGUCUAUGUGAAAAUGUGCAUGACAUCUCGGUCCGUA